Molecule: messenger RNA, 315 nt
Organism: Zymoseptoria tritici IPO323
Lineage: Eukaryota; Fungi; Ascomycota; Dothideomycetes; Mycosphaerellales; Mycosphaerellaceae
Exons: 1
Coding region: 1-315 (104 amino acids)
Source: RefSeq, a predicted model, not a curated record
AUGCAGUUGGGCAGUCAGCAAGCUCCCCUCAAUCUCGAUGCGGGCUCGGCGAGUCCAAGUGAGGUCGUGUCUCGCGCUGUCUCCGAUGAGGAAGACAGCGAGAGCGAUGACGGUGUGAUGUCUCCCUCGAUCCGGAAAAGUAUUGGUGCAGAUAUGCGAGAGCCUGUCUCCAAGGAUGAGGUCCAGCAAGACGAGGAUCAGAAUGUUGGUAGUGCAAAGAUGGAAGAGUCUGUUUUCGAGGUCAAGCUCCAGCAAGAUGAUCUCGCAUCGGAUGAAAAUUUCGAGAGCAACAUUGCAACCUCAUACCUGAUUUGA